GCGCGCGAUGCACGCGGAGAUGACGUUCCCGCAGAGCCAACGCAUAUAGCGACUCUCCAGGCAGCCCGUCCAAAAAAAAAAAAAAAAACAACAAAAAAAAAAACUCCUCCUGCUGAUCGGCACAGACCUGAGAAAAAUGACACAAAUCCUGGAAUCUCUGGUUUUGCGCUGUCACAUUUGGGAUUGCUUUCUUUGACCUAAGCAUUUGCGCAUUUUGUUGAAGUUUACGCUACUCUCGGUACAGUCUAGUAGUUUUGAAGUCUUGCACAAGUAUGAACAAGAAGAGGCGACCUGAGUUGCGGCGACUGUCUGUCGUGGGAUAAAAAAAUUGCUUGUGGAUUAAAACGCGAAUUCAUGAGGAAUUUAGGAGGCGACGAGAACGAAGACCGGGCACAGCGCUUCCUCCUUCGGAUCUGACUGACCAUGGUCGCCGUGGUCCGCGCUCUCACGGUGCUGUUGCUCGGUCAGGUGUUGCUGGGAGGUGCCGCUGGACUCAUUCCCGAGAUCGACCGACGGAAAUACAGUGAUUCGGGGAGACAAGCUCCGGAGCGGUCCGAUAUGAACUUCCUGAGCGAGUUCGAGCUUCGGCUGCUCAAUAUGUUCGGACUGAAGCGCAAACCCACGCCAGGCAAAUCGGCGGUGGUUCCUCAGUACAUGCUGGACCUGUAUUAUAUGCACACUGAGAACGAUGACCAGAACGCGCGACGCCCGAGGAGCGCGAUGGGAACGCACGCGGAACGUGCUGCCAGCAGAGCGAACACGAUACGAAGUUUUCAUCACGAAGAGGCUUUGGAGGCACUGUCCAGCCUGAAGGGAAAAACAACGCAGCAGUUUUUCUUCAACCUAACCUCCGUUCCCAUCGAGGAGCUGAUCACUGCUGCGGAGCUACGCAUUUUCAGGGACCAGGUUCUUAGUGACACUACAGCCCAGACCAAUAGCAGCAGUGCAGGUGGCUUCCACAGAAUUAACAUUUAUGAGGUGUUCAGGCCAGCCCUGGCCCCCUCCAAAGAGCCUCUUACUAGACUUCUUGACACCCGCCUUGUGCAAGACUCUCACACGCGCUGGGAGAGCUUUGACGUGGGCUCCGCCGUGGCUCGCUGGGCGCGCGACUCCCGGCAUAACCACGGGCUCUUGGUGGAGGUGCUCCACCCUAAGGAGUCGGACGUAGCAGAGGAGGCCAAGAGGAACCGGAGGAGACACGUUAGAGUGAGUCGUUCUCUCCAUGGCGACGAGGACUCGUGGUCGCAAGCCCGACCCCUGCUUGUUACCUACAGCCAUGACGGCCAGGGUAACGCCGUCCUGCAUUCGAACCGAGAGAAGCGACAGGCACGGCGAGGGCCAAAGCAGCGCAGGAAACAGCACCAGCGCACGAACUGCAGACGGCACGCUCUCUACGUUGACUUCAGCGACGUGGGCUGGAACGAGUGGAUUGUGGCACCGCCCGGCUAUCACGCUUUUUACUGUCAUGGCGAGUGCCCCUUCCCGCUGUCGGACCACCUCAACUCCACAAAUCACGCCAUCGUCCAAACAUUGGUGAACUCAGUCAAUUCCAACAUUCCCAAAGCCUGUUGCGUACCGACGGAACUCAGUCCCAUUUCUCUGCUCUACUUGGACGAGUACGAGAAAGUUAUUCUUAAAAACUACCAGGACAUGGUGGUGGAGGGCUGCGGGUGCCGAUGAGAACUACAUCUCCCCAAUGAAGACUUUUAUUUAUACAAAAGAACUUUCAAAGAGCUAUUUUGGAGGAAGAUAAAAAUAUAUAUGAAUAUAUUUAUACUGACUGAACAAAAUAUGGGAAAAUAAAUAUUUUAAUGAGAGAUUUCUUGCUUUUUCCAGUGGUUCUAUAGAUGCUUUUUUUUUUUUUUUGUCCCAUGUACAUUUCAGAAUGAGUGCAAUAAGCACAUGAAGUAUAAUGCUCAGAUUUUUAUGAUGUAUUUAUUGCAUAACCACUUUAUUUGUAAAUGCUGUGUAUUUAUCAUGAAAAAUAUAUGACCUUCAUUCAGUGUGCAUCUGGGAAUACAUUAUUUGAAACCAAAAAAUAAACUAUGGAUGAUGAAGUUCCCUUUAAAAG
Myxocyprinus asiaticus (Chinese sucker) is the source of this 2071-nucleotide messenger RNA. It is a transcript of the gene bmp2b, whose product is annotated as bone morphogenetic protein 2b. The record is from RefSeq and is a predicted model, not a curated record. Gene Ontology annotation, molecular function: BMP receptor binding; growth factor activity; cytokine activity. Gene Ontology annotation, biological process: SMAD protein signal transduction; negative regulation of transcription by RNA polymerase II; BMP signaling pathway. Lineage: Eukaryota; Metazoa; Chordata; Actinopteri; Cypriniformes; Catostomidae. The transcript has 3 exons. Gene Ontology annotation, cellular component: extracellular region. Bases 424 to 1680 code for a protein of 418 amino acids.